Molecule: messenger RNA, 850 nt
Organism: Corylus avellana
Lineage: Eukaryota; Viridiplantae; Streptophyta; Magnoliopsida; Fagales; Betulaceae
Gene: PYL2
Product: PYR1-like 2
Biological process (GO): abscisic acid-activated signaling pathway
Cellular component (GO): nucleus; cytoplasm
Molecular function (GO): abscisic acid binding; protein phosphatase inhibitor activity; signaling receptor activity
Source: RefSeq, a predicted model, not a curated record
UUCAAUUGAUUUCUCUCUCUUUCUCUUUCUUUUCCUCCCAUGAACAUCACCCGGCCACCAAAGCCAUUACUUUUCACCAGUACUAGCUAGCUACCAAUCUUCUUCUUCAAUUGUUUCCGUACGUGCGGCUCUACCCCUGCGGCCAUGGACUCUCAUCACCAUCUUCAUCCUCAAGGUCUAACCGCUGAAGAACACGAGGAGCUCGAACCGGUAAUCAGCACGUACCACAAAUCCCAGCCCUCUCCGGACGCGUGCACGUCUCUCAUAGCGCAGCGGAUCGACGCGCCAGCUCACGUCGUGUGGCCUUUCGUCCGGAGCUUCGACAACCCGCAGAAAUACAAGCAUUUCAUCAAGACUUGCAAUAUGAAAGGCGACGGCGGGAUUGGAAGCAUAAGAGAGGUCACAGUAAUUUCGGGGCUGCCGGCGUCGACGAGCACCGAGAGGCUGGAGAUUUUGGAUGACGAGAACCAUAUACUGAGCUUUAGGGUUGUCGGGGGAGAGCACCGGCUGAAAAAUUACCGGUCGGUUACUUCCUUAAAUGAGUUUAACAAGGAAGGUAAGGUUUACACCGUUGUGUUGGAAUCCUAUGUUGUCGAUAUUCCGGAGGGGAAUACUGGCGAGGAUACGAAGAUGUUUGUAGACACUGUGGUGAAGUUGAACCUUCAGAAGCUCGCCGUCGUCACCAUGGCUUCGCUGCAUGGAGAUGAAUGAUGAGAUGGCGGCGGUCGUCAUGAUCAGUAUGGUUCUCUUGCAACUUGCAAGUUGGAUUUUAUAAUUUCUUUUUCUUUCUUUUUUUUUAAUGGGGUUAGGCAGUUUGGAUUGGUUUGUAUAUUUGGUUUUAUUGGGUGAA